UUCUAAUCCUAAUACCUAAAGGUUCCGGCACCUAAACAAGUCUCGUCUCCUUCUCGUCUCAGUCAUCCUAGAUUCAUCAAUUUCCAUUGUCUAAAGAAUGAGUAAGAGCUCAGAAGUAGUAUCUACAGUUGUGAAGAAGUGGAGAGAGCAUCCACCUUCUUCUUAUUGCCUCAAGGUUGACAGCUUCAAACAACUUGAGAAGUUCACAACAUCCUCUGAUGAUAAAUACCAAUCUCGUCUUUUCUCCUCUGGUGGAUAUAACUGGAAACUUAUCGUAUACCCAAAAGGGAAAGAAAAGGACAAUGGGAAAGGAUUCAUUUCGAUGUAUGUGGAAAUAGACAGAAAAAGCUUGACGUCAGCACCACAACGUGAGGUGUUUGCCGAACUCAUCUUCUUUGUCUACAACAGGAAAGAAAACAAAUACUUUACUAUUCAAGAUGUAGAAGUAAAAAGGUUCAAUGCACUUAAGACAGAGUGGGGGCUGCGGCAAGUUCUUCCAUUUGAUUCAUUCAAUAACCCUGAAAAGGGUUAUGUCUUUGAAGGAGAUCAAUGUGAGUUUGGUGUUGAUGUCGUUAUUCCAAAACCCCUUACCAACUGGGAGAUUCUCUCUUUUAAUGACAAACUCGAGAACCCCAAGUUCUCUUGGACUGUUAAGAAGUUUUCUCAGUUGAAAGAGCAUGAAUACACGUCAAAGAAAUUCUCAGUGGGAGAAAGAAACUGGGUUCUAAAGCUGUAUCCAAAGGGAUACUCUAGAGAAAAUGACAAAUGGUUAUCAGUUUUCCUGCAUUUAGCUGAUGGUGAUGCACCAAAAGCAGAUGAGAAGAUUUUCGUGCAAGCAAAUUUACGAGUUCUAGAUCCACAUGGAUCCAAUCACCAGGCAUACCAAAUGAACACCUGGCACAUUGGAAAAAACUUGGGUUGGGGUUGGGAUGAGUUUUUGUCUUUAGAUGAACUUCGGAAGGCUUACUUAGACAAAGAAGACGCUCUGAACGUUGAGGCCGAAUUCGAAGUUGUUUCUGCGACCAAAUAUUCUCCCAUUAUCUAAGCACUGUUAUUACGCAGCUAUUAGACAAUGAUAUGUUUUCUACUCCCUUCGUUUUUGUUGUUAUUGGUGACGUUUUAGAGCUUUUGUUUCCAAAUUUUUAUGCAGAAUAUAGUGACUUUUCGACUUUA
Messenger RNA from Raphanus sativus (radish), 1173 nucleotides. Its product is annotated as ubiquitin C-terminal hydrolase 12. The transcript is spliced from 6 exons. The record is from RefSeq and is a predicted model, not a curated record. The coding region runs from base 98 to 1045 and encodes 315 amino acids. Gene Ontology annotation, molecular function: protein binding. Lineage: Eukaryota; Viridiplantae; Streptophyta; Magnoliopsida; Brassicales; Brassicaceae.